Messenger RNA from Morchella importuna, 462 nucleotides. RefSeq lists its product as uncharacterized. Bases 1 to 462 code for a protein of 153 amino acids. NCBI's taxonomy places the organism in Eukaryota, Fungi, Ascomycota, Pezizomycetes, Pezizales, Morchellaceae. The record is from RefSeq and is a predicted model, not a curated record. The transcript has 4 exons.
AUGAUAGCAGGGAAGGGGAAGGGGAAGGAAUAUGUAGAACAAGAGGAACAAGGUUUAGGGUUCCGGGUAGAGAGAGAAGAGAGGAGAGGGGUUGAAAUUAAGAUUGAGAUGGUGCACGGCGCGAGCGAUGUUCUUCGCCGAGAAGCACCAACCAUCCUGGCUUUCAUCUCCCUGGAUACAAUCAUCAUCAUCUACUCAGCAAUAAAGAAACUUAUCUCUAUCGAAAACUUCUUUGUGGCACACUUGACCGUUACUCUCGGUCAAAUUCUCUGCUCGCACAGCUACUUUUUUCGCCGAAGAAUAUACAAGGCAGGAAAGAGCACCCGUAGCUCAGCUUCUUCGAGCCCACAAACUCCUACCACAAAAGCCCAGAGGCAAAAAAGCACCGACAUUUCAAUUAUUCCAGAAAUUCGGAACGUGUCAACGUGUGAGUCGAAAUAUCAAAAAUUUGACCGCCGUUAA